Molecule: messenger RNA, 1284 nt
Organism: Thlaspi arvense
Lineage: Eukaryota; Viridiplantae; Streptophyta; Magnoliopsida; Brassicales; Brassicaceae
Source: the annotation of a GenBank genome assembly
AUGCUACAGCAUCAGAUCGCCCAAUCUCCGGCGAGAUUAGGGUUAACAGGUCCGGGCUCUCCCUCCGUACAAAAUCCAACGCCUCCUCGUCAUGGCCAUCCAACCUCUUCGUCAUCUUCCCAAUCUCAGCACCAACAGAUCCAGCAACCUCCUAAUCUACUACCUGCCUCCACCGUCGCCGGCGCAACCUCAGCCUCGGCGGCUAUUUCGUCGUCUGCUUUGCUACCGCUCCUUCCGCCGUUGCCGCGAGCUCAGGCUCUUCUCCAGCAGAUGGCGGUUUUAACGUCUAAGCUCUUCGAUGUCUCUCCCAAUCGCGCACUCUGGCUCUCCGCUUUCCGUGGUUCUCUCCCUUCGUUCCUCUCCUCGCACUCGUUACCGCCGCCGCCGCCGCUUGAAAACCCUAAUCCAUCAUCCACGAAGGAGAUCCUCUCUCAGUUCAAUUCCCUCCAGACACAGCUCUUCGAGGCCGUUACGGAGCUUCAAGAGAUCCUCGAUCUCCAGGACGCGAAGCAGAAGGUAGCGCGUGAGGUAAAAUCCAAAGAUUCCACUCUUCUGGCGUUCGCCAACAAGCUCAAGGAAGCAGAACGUGUUCUCGACAUGCUCGUCGACGAUUACUCCGAUUAUCGCAAGCCAAAGAGAGGCAGGACUGUAAGUGAAGAAGAAGAAGAUAAUGACAUUGACUCUUCUUCGCCUUCAACCUCUGUUGCAACCACAGUUUCGUCUCAGCUCAAACUAAAGGACAUAUUAGCUUACGCUCACAAGAUAAGCUACACCACAUUUGCCCCGCCGGAGUUCGGUGCAGGGCAAGCACCUCUCCGUGGUGCAUUGCCACCAGCUCCUCAAGACGAGCAAAUGAGAGCUUCUCAGCUCUACACCUUCGCUGAUCUCGAUAUCGGUCUACCGAAAACAGUAGAAAACAAGGUUGAAGCACUCAUUGAGCCACCAUUACCACCACCAGAAGCUAUGAAUCUUUCUGCAAUUCAGAACCUUCUUCCGCCUAAUAUCGCAGUUCCUUCUGGAUGGAAACCAGGAAUGCCAGUGGAAUUGCUUAAAGAUUUGCCAUUGCCACCUCCUGGAUGGAAACCAGGAGACCCUGUUGUGUUACCGCCGUCGGAGUCGAUUCCUGCACCUAGAGCCCAUGAGCAGCAACAAAUGCGGCCUCCUCCAGGACUUCACAGACCGCCUGACGUCAUACAGGUCCGAGCUGUUCAGCUCGACAUUUUGGAGAGUGAUGAUAGCAGCGAUUAUGACAGCGAUGACGGGAGCUCAGAUGACGAGGAUUAA